This is a messenger RNA of Dentiscutata heterogama, 339 nucleotides long. Lineage: Eukaryota; Fungi; Glomeromycota; Glomeromycetes; Diversisporales; Gigasporaceae. The record is from the annotation of a GenBank genome assembly.
AUGCCUAUUAUCUCUAAAAGUGGAAAUGUAAGAAUGGAAGAAAAUUUAGUAGAAGAAAAUGUUGAAUACGAUGACUUCAUCCAAGGUGCAAUUGAAGUAGAACAAGGGGAAGAGGAAGAAGUUGUAGAACUAUCUCUAACCUCAAAAGAAAAAUUAGCCAUCUUGCGUGAAGCCCUAAAAAUUGUGGUUAAAAUGGUUAAUGAUAAUGAAAUAAUAAUGAAAUCUUUGCUUAAGAUACAAACCCGCAUCCGUGAGGAAGUUCAAAGAGAAAAGAAUGAAAAGCAGAAAUGGUUACUUCAUAAGAUGAAAGCAAAACUAAUGAAUUUAACAAACAUAUAG